This is a messenger RNA of Protopterus annectens (West African lungfish), 2088 nucleotides long. Its product is annotated as carbohydrate sulfotransferase 5-like. The transcript is spliced from 6 exons. NCBI's taxonomy places the organism in Eukaryota, Metazoa, Chordata, Ceratodontiformes, Protopteridae. Bases 533 to 1720 code for a protein of 395 amino acids. Gene Ontology annotation, cellular component: Golgi membrane. Gene Ontology annotation, biological process: N-acetylglucosamine metabolic process; keratan sulfate proteoglycan biosynthetic process; carbohydrate metabolic process. Gene Ontology annotation, molecular function: N-acetylglucosamine 6-O-sulfotransferase activity. The record is from RefSeq and is a predicted model, not a curated record.
UUUUAUCAUAAGUAAACACCUUGGGAACCCAAAAUAAUUAAUUUUUGAAAACUGGUUAAUACCAGUCAUAUUCCAUUGAGCUCAUAACACACAUGGAAGAUUUAAUAUUUCACUUAUAAAGAUUCUGCUGUGACUGGAUGUGAGGGGACUUCCACUGAAACCACUGAAGGCAGAAAACCACAAUUUUAUGAAAAAAACAGACCAAAAAUGUGAUGCAAAAAUCUGGAUACUCUAUGAAAAUCUGUGCACUUGAGACUGAGGUGUAAAUCUUUGAUGCCUGACAUUGAAAAAUCAAAGCUCAAGAAAACCUGAAAAAAGACUGAAGUGAUAUUAGUAAGUGUUCUGUACAUUUGGAAUUGCUGAAGGAACUGGUCUAUAUGAAAUGCAUCACAAUUAUCUCUGUGGAUUAGAGCAUUCAACAACUUUAGCAAUACAUUAAGAACAAAGUAAUUAUAAAUUCUACUUCUGCAUCUACAACUACGUUGGUUACUCACAGAUCAGUGUUAUAGCUAGGUUCAGCUUAUCUGUCAUUAUGUUGAGGUUCCGCAUCUCCAACGCUAUGAAAAGUAUGCUGCUACUAAGCAAUGCUGGCAUUGGUUUUAUUGUACUUUUCACAUGGCAUGGAGCUUACAUUUCCCAGUCUAAUGCACAAGUGGAUAAAACACAUAUACUUAUCAUCUCAUCAUGGAGGUCUGGGUCUUCUUUUGUUGGACAAGUCUUCAGUCAGCACCCUGAUGUGUUUUACUUAAUGGAACCAGCAUGGCAUGUAUGGAUUAAUAUGUAUCAGAACAGUGCAAAGUUACUGCAGAUGGCAGUUCGUGAUCUUGUAAGGUCCGUCUUUCAGUGUGACAUGUCUGUUUUUGAUGUUUACAUGCCAGAAAAUAAAACGUUGUCAGAUUUGUUUCAAUAUGGGGUCAGUAGGGCACUUUGUUCCCCACCGUCUUGUGAUUUCUACAAGCGCACAGACAUCACUAGUGAACUAACUUGCAAGACCAUGUGUGGUAAAAGUCAGUUUUCAAAAGUGGAAGCAGCAUGUAAAACAUACAGUCAUGUUGUUUUAAAAGAAGUACGAUUUUUUGAUUUCAAGGUACUCUACCCACUUCUAAAAGACCCCUCAUUGAAUCUCAAAAUUAUUCAUCUUAUUCGUGACCCAAGAGCUGUUGCUAAGUCCAGGGAACAGGCGGUAAAAGCUUUAUUAAGGGACAAUGGGAUUGUUCUCAACAAUAAUGGCACAGCUGUAGAUGACAAAAAUUACAAAGUACUACAGGAAAUCUGUAGGAGCCAUAUACAGAUUUAUGAGACAGCAACACAGAAGGCACCAGAUUUCCUAAAGGAUCGAUACAUGAUGUUUCGUUAUGAAGAUGUGGUUAAAGACCCUUUAACUGAAAUUGCUGAGAUGUACAAGUUUUCAAAUCUGAAAAUGACACCCAAACUGGAAGACUGGAUCUAUAAUGUUACACAUGGUAAUGGACCAGGAAAAAGGAAAGAAGCUUUUAAAAUAACCUCUCGUAAUGCAGUGGAUGUUGCUCAGGCAUGGAGGAAUACCCUUACUUUUGAGAAAGUCAGAGAGAUACAGAAUGUCUGCAGGGGGGCAAUGAAAAUGUUAGGUUAUCGACUAGUCGAGUCUGAAAAGGAGCAGACAGACUUGUCAGUUGACCUUGUUUUACCAAAGAAAAGGUAUCAUUUCAGCUGGCUGCCUUCCACGCUGACUAAAUUAUAAUGUAUGAACAGAAAAAAGGGAAUGAAAAACUGCCUUACUGGGGGGAUUUUUGUGAACAGAAAAACUAUUUAACCGAAGGAUAAAGGUUUCCUCUUGUUUUUAAGGGUUGAAAUGAAUGCAGGUCAUUGUGUUUUCAUGACAGAAUGAGCUCUGUGGUAUUUCAGCUUGUUAACAGGUACUAAGCAAUUCAUCGCAAAAUGUUCAUUCUUAACUGCUCUGUGAGUCAUUAAGCAAAAAGCCUUUUGGAAAAGGUCCCGCUGGAAAUAUGAUUCCUCAGCACCGUCAAACAUGUUGGUGCACCACUUCUUUUUCUAAAAGAAAAAAAGAAAAAAGAAAAAAAAAACAGUACAAUAAAAUAUUUAAAGAAA